This is a messenger RNA of Salmo salar (Atlantic salmon), 3108 nucleotides long. RefSeq lists its product as uncharacterized. NCBI's taxonomy places the organism in Eukaryota, Metazoa, Chordata, Actinopteri, Salmoniformes, Salmonidae. Gene Ontology annotation, molecular function: sequence-specific DNA binding. The record is from RefSeq and is a predicted model, not a curated record.
UUUGACUAGGCAUGAAAUCGACAUUUGAGUUAGUCCCGAUGUUUGAGCUAGACCUGGCAACCCUUCAUCUACUCUUGUCAUGUGCGUUUGGUAGUCGAGCGAGCAGUAGUUUUAAUAAACUAACCCAACAGCUUUUUAAAAAGUUAAAUAUGCCAAGGAAGUGUGUUGUUUCUGGGUGCAGUAAUACCCAUAAGGACGGGGUUACGACUCAUUUGUGGCCCAAAGACGACAAGUUAGCAUUGAAGUGGGAUCGGUUUGUCCGGUUGACGCGAGUGGAUUGGAUUAAGGGAACCACGGCCACUACUGUAUGCGGUGCUCAUUUCACCCCGGAGGACUUCGACGGCUACAAGCAGUGGAAGGCAGGAUUCGGAACGAGACUCCGACUGAAAGCAUGUGCUGUACCGACCCUGCAUGUGAAGACUGCCGUUACAACCUCGGUUUCUGACCAACCAAACAUUACGUCAACAACGUCAUCAGCGAUGACGAUAAACCGGGACAGCCGAUGACUGGGUGCCUUUUGUUUGUCGCACCAUUCUUGGUAAACCCAAGACGCUGUCGUGCGUGAAAAGCCCAGGAGGGUGGACGUUUCUGAGAUACUGGAUCUGGCACGCCUGGCACUGACGAUCAUACCACACUCCAAGUUGCUUAGGUGGAAAACAUGACGUUGGGCGUGACGACAAAAUAUGAAACAACAACAUGCAACAUUACAGUACCAUCACCUCCAAGAUGCGCUGUGGUACCGCUAAAACAAAACGUGUCAACACAGGCUUAUUAUUACAGAGAAGAAAAGAAAAACAAAGCUGUCCAAGUCUGGCCAAUCCGGAAGAAUGUCGUAGUCAAUACUUCCUUUACGGAGGACAUACCACCGAAGGAAGUGAACCGUUUACACUCUGUUGCGGUGUACAUGGCCAGGAAGUACGUGGUCUUUGAAGAAUGCCUCCUUCCAUUGUUCAAGACUUGUCCGGUCUGUCGCAGCUCCUGCAGCAUCGACAAGUUCAUCCAAGAUACCCUGCUCACCAUCAACCAGUUCUGCAACCACUGUGACCACCGGAGCCAAUGGAAGAGCCAGCCCUUUAACCUCCCAGCUAGAUACCUGUCCUCUUCAGCAGCAUCGACUGGCACAACUGAUGCUUCGAUUGGCACCACAACUGGCACCACUACUGGCACAUCCACUGACGCUCUGACUGACUCCUCAACUGGCCCAACUUGCACCUUCAAUUCUCAGACCCUGAAGACAGCGGAGGACGGUGAUCUUCUGUUGGAGAAUUACGAUGGCGAUAUUUUCAACAAGGGUCUGGAGGACAUUCAGACCCUGGUGUUUGAGACAACCUUUUGUGUGCAUGAUGACGACAAAGCCAUGAAGAAGAUAUGUCAACGUCAGUCCUUGGAGGAGGAACAGGAAGAGGAGGCUAGGGAGGAAGAGGAGGCUAGGGAGGAAGAGGAGGCUAGGGGGGAGGAGGAGGGCUCCGAUGUGGAGUGGCAACGUGAGGUUGAGUUAAGUCCUCUUCUAGCCUCAGAUUCAGAAUGGGAUUCCCGGGUGCUCUGCCCCGAUUGUGGCACGUUUAUUAAAGGCUCCAAGGCUCACCUCUGCGAGCAUGCCAAGCCGUUUGUCUGCCAGGACUGUGGCAAGCGGUUUGUUAACGAGACCACUCAACAUUCACCAAAGAAUCCACAAGCCAGGCUAUGUGCACGGGUGCAAGUACUGCCUCAAGCCAUUCCAGAGCAGGCCGGAGAAGCUGAGGCAUGAGGAGAGUCACCUGCGUGUAGAAAAGCCCUACGAAUGCCCCAACUGCCCCAUACGAUUCAGCGACAUUAAAGCCCGGGACGGCCACCUUCAAAGCCACAGAGGGCCCACAUGGUACAUUUGCAACAUCUGCAAAAUGGAGUUUACAAGUAGUAGCUACCUGGAAAGACACAUGCUAGUCCACAGCGGGGAGAAGCCCUACACAUGCCCCGAGUGCCAGCGCUCCUUCAACCAGGCGAGCCACCUCAAGUCUCACAUGCGCCUUCACACGGGCGAGCGGCCGUACAAGUGCCGGCAAGUCCUUCAACCACAACGUGAGUCUGAAAAGCCACGUCCAGCACUACCAUCCGGACCCUGCCUCUGGGACCAAGGAGAAGAAACAGGAGCCAGUCUCAAACUCUGAGACUUUGACUGAACAACGGGUAGUGACCGAGGAGAGUCGAAAGACAAAUGCAGGGUCUGGGCAGGAAAGAGUGAAGAGGGCAGGGAGGAAGAGGAAACGCCUGACCUUUGAUUAUGAGGAGUUGGGGGAGAGUGAGCGCAACAGUGACUCAGACUUCAACCCAGGGGCAGAAGAGGGUGGUAGCAACAAGACUACAGGCAGACCAAUAGGCAGGCCGAGAAUGAGACCAGGGACCACCAGAGAGAUGUAUGCGGGAAGUGUGAAUAAAGAGCAUGAUGGAUCCAACCUGAAUGAACAGUGGGAAGAGGAGGACAGGGGGACCAAAAGGAAGGCCACAAGAAGGAGGAGAGGAAGACCAAGAGCCAUUGAAGAGAUGCAUGAGGGAACUGCUUGCGAAGAGCUUGAUGAAUCAAACCUGAAUGAACAAGUGCCAUCAAUAGAGACUGCUCUUUCUGAACUUUUAGAGAGUUGUGGGCCAAUUCAAAAUGUAGAUGAGGUUUUUGACCCGAUGAAGAAUUAACUGUUAGUUAUUGAGGAUUUGUCUUUUUCCCCCCUAUAUUUUCUAUCUUUUUUACACGUUGAAGAAAAAUACUUUUGAUUUGACACAAAUGUCCAUAAGGUUCAAGAUUCUACUCUAAAGCAGGGUCAACAAGGAAACUGUCGACAGGUCCCAAAUUGUACCCUAUUCCCUAUACAGCGCACUACUUUUGAACAGCCUAGAUUGCAUUGAUUUCAGACACCGUUGCGUUGAGCCAUGGUCAUAAGCCUACCGCCUGAUUCCUUAUGUUCAACAUUGUGUUCUAGUGAACUUGACGAGUUGCUGUCUACAUUAUGAUCAGUUAAGAAAAGUGACAGACAAUGCAAAGUGCCUCCUAUACUUUGUCGUUGAAAAGCGGUUAUCUUGGAUUGUAAUUCCUAUCAUUUGCAGACAUGAUUGUAAUAAACGUCAUUAUAAACCGGG